UUCUUUAUUUUUGGAAAGCGAAGAAUUUGUAUUUUUUUCAGGCCUGAUUGUCGUUUAAUUUUGAUAGUAUUACUUUUUUUUUUUUUUUUGAGAUUAACGAAGAUGAACUAUCUAUAUAUAAAGCUAAAUUGUUUAUUUUGAUAAAAUACAGAGACUUACUAAUAAUUUACCCUGUAAAAAAUUAGAAAUUCUUAGACUCAAAUGUAUGGUUUCAUUCGUCUUCCUACCUAAUAUUGUUUUCUUUUGGUUCCUUAAAUUUUCCUAGAAGUGGAACUAUUAGGAUUUAAAUUAUUGACUGCUAUGGUGUAGAUCAGUUUGGUUUUGGUUUUAGAAUUAUUAGGAUUUAAAAUAUAGAACUGAAAGUUUUACCUCAGUUCUGAUUGGAAAACAUUUUUAUUUGAAUGUGAUAUGAAAUGAUUCUUAAAAUAAUGAAAUUUCAUAUUCAUUCUAAAAAGCUAUUUAUAUGCGAAAUGGUAUAAUUUAAAAUAUAUAAUGUAUUAAAUUAUAUUAAAAUUAAAUUCAAAUUCUCAAUUGCAAGUAUAUGUAUCCAAGCGUUGCAUAAGAUAUUUUUUCUGUUUUAUUUCCAGUUUCAAACCGAACCAUGCCCGGUCUACUUCUUAUAGUAGGAGUAUCUUAUAUCAACAAACAUAUGUUUUUCCUUUUAUUUAUUUUUAAGAUAAAACCGUGCAUCCACAAUUCUUUGUUAGUGUGGCAAUCUUGGAUUGAUGAAGUAUAUAAACAUUUCCUAUCAGCUCAAUGUGAAUGUAGGAAAAAAUGGAUAUUUUUUAAAAAAAAUAUUUCAACUUCCGUGUAUAAAUUGCAAGCAGUAGACAAUUAGGUUACUGGAGUAAGUCAGUCAACUAAAAGUCUAGAAAGAAAAGUCUUUCUUUUACUGGUUACAUUUCUAUUUCCAUACUUUGCAUUUCAGAAUCUUUACCAAGAAAAUCCCAAGCAUCAGCCUGCCUGCUCAAAUUAAGCUUCUGGUCUUCUUCUGAUAAAGUUUCACGGUAUCAGAGCCAAAAACUUGAUUCACCUGUGAGUGGCAGAUUUGCCUCCUUGCUUUGGAGACAUUUUGGAAAUCAAUUGGUCUCACCACCUAGCCAUCCUCCUCGCCAGCUUUCGAUCGGCUUCCUGAUGAAGCGCUGCCGUCAAAAUCGGUCCCACGCGCCGCUCAAAGCAAUCUGUCUCCGGUGCACAUGCCGGCGCGUGAACUGUCCUCCGACGACCGUUUCAUGCCGGCGACUCUUCCUCCAGCAUCGUCCGAUGCCGGCGACUCCAGCCUAGUAGGUCCAGUCACCUGCCCAGCCCGUCUUCACAUGCCCCUUGUGAACAAUAACAUCAGAUUUACUGUUCAAAGGCUCAGAUCUUCCUUAUUUGGCAGAUUCAAGUCCCUAUUCAGUCCCUUGUUGUUCCAGAAUCUCUCUCCUCAGGUCUGAGAAGCAGAACACCCUCAAUACAGGUGCUUUUAAUGACUCACCUCCAGUUCCAUCAUCACCUACUUCGGUCAUGCCUUCAAUAGCAACAGCUACUCCUCCUCUUGCUCUUUGGAAAGAGAAUACAUCUUGUAAGAUGGAAGUUGUUGGAGAAGCUAUUCUCUCUGCCCUUCUUGAGCCUUUGGUUAAAAAAUUGACCUCCUCAGAAUUGCUCAAGUUUGCAAGGAAAAAGCAUAUGGAUGAUGAGGUUAGGAAGUGGGAGUCAAAGUUGUUGGAAAUUCACGCAGUGGUCAAUGAUGCAGAAGAGAAGCAAAUAACAAACCCAGCUGCAGAAAUAUGGCUAAGCAAGCUCCGAAGCUUGGCUUAUGAUCUGGAGGAUAUACUGGAUGAAUUUGAAACAAAAGCUUUGCGCAGCAAGCUAAAGGCAAAAUCUCAAGCGAGCACUGUUACAGCACAGAAGCAAAUCCCAGUCAAUUGCUAUAGUCUGAAGUCAGGUGGAGCUGUAUUUAAUAUGAAGAAAGGGUACAAGCUAAGGGAGAUAACAACAAGAUUGCAAGAACUUGCAACAGAGAAAAAUGACUUGCACUUGAGAACAAGUGAGGAAGGAAGGUCCAACAAAGCAAAUGAAAGAGUGCCAACAACAUCCUUGUUGAAGGAAUGCAAUGUUUAUGGGAGGGAAAAGGAUAAGGAGGCUAUACUUCAAUUGUUAAUGAGUGAUGAAGCAAGUGAUUCUCGAUUCAUGGUGAUUCCCAUAAUUGGAAUGGGAGGUGUUGGUAAAACAACACUUGCUCAACUCAUUUACAAUGACAAGGGAGUGCAGUUUGGUUAUAAAUCAUGGGUUUGUGUUUCUAAUGAUUUUGACAUCCUCAAGAUAACCAAAACAAUUCUACAUUGUGAAAAUUGUGAAGCUAGUGACUUAAAUUCACUUCAAGUGCGAUUGAAGGAGAGGUUAUCUGGAAAGAGGUUUUUGAUUGUUCUAGAUGACGUUUGGAGUGAGAAGUAUGAGGAAUGGACUGCCCUUUGUAGUCCUUUCACUUCAGGCGCACCAGGAAGUAGAAUCAUUGUCACAACUCGUAAUGAAGGAGUUGCAAAACUAGUGGGUUCUGUUGAUCCAUACCCAUUAAAGGAGCUGUCACAUGAUAAUUGUUUGUCUUUAUUCACCCAACAUGCCUUAGAAGCAAAAAAUUUUGAUGCGCACCCCGAGUUGGCAAAGAUUGGACAAGCAAUAGUUAAGAAGUGCAAGGGAUUGCCUUUGGCAGCGAAAACUCUUGGAGGCCUCCUACGUGGGAAACAAAGUUUUAAAGAGUGGAAAUAUAUAUUGAAUAGUGAGAUAUGGGAUAUACCAGAAGAGAAAAGUGGCAUCCUUCCCGCUUUAAGAUUGAGCUACUAUCAUCUUCCCUCCUAUUUGAAGCGAUGUUUUGUGUAUUGUGCAAUUUUUCCAAAUGAUUAUGAAUUUGAUAAGAGUGAGUUAGCUUUAUUGUGGAUGGCAGAGGGCUUUUUGCAUCAGCCACAUAUGAAGGAUGUGGGUUACAAAUAUUUUGAUGACUUAUUAUCAAGAUCCUUCUUUCAACAAUCCAUGAAUGACAAAUCACGAUAUGUUAUGCAUGAUUUAGUGAGUGAUCUGGCUCGAUUUGUUGGAAGAGAACUAUGUUUUCAGUUGGAUGAUAAGUCAGAAGCUGAAACAUCAUAUGCAGAGAUUCGCCAUUCAUCAUUCAGUAGUCAUUACAAUGAUAUUGCACAAAGGUUUGAAGUUUUCUACAAAAUGAAGAAUUUGUGAACCUUCUUAGCAUUACCUUAUGAAUUAUAUGGGAAUUUAAGUAGUAAGGUUUUGGAUGAUUUGGUGCCAAAACUAAAAUGCUUAAGGGUUUUGUCACUGGCAAGCUAUUUUCUGCUAGAGUUGCCUAGCUCUAUUGGUGCACUGAUUCAUCUUCGGUACCUUGAUUUGUCUGACUGGUAUUGAAAGGUUACCUGAGUCAAUAACUGAACUCUUCAACUUGCAGACAUUAAGACUGUAUGGGUGCGAGAGACUUAUUAAGUGUCCUGUAGGUAUCAGCAACCUGGUCAACUUAUGUUACCUUGAUAUUAGCGGUACAGAUAGUUUGCAAGAGAUGCCACCACAUAUGGGUAAUUUGAAAAAUCUCUCUGUGCUGCCUAAGUUUAUUGUUGGAGAAGGCAACGGAGUUGAGAUAAAAGAGUUGAUGAAAUUGCCAGAUCUACAAGGGCAUCUUCAUAUCUUGGGGCUGCAUAAUGUGGAAAAUGUUCAAAAUCUUGCUAUGCCAAUUUGAAGGGAAAACAGGGCCUUCGUGUAUUAACCUAAGAAUGGGAUUAUUUCAGUGGCUCAAGAAAUGAAAGAUAUGAAUUGCAAGUCCUGAACACACUGCGGCCCCAUCAAAAUCUGGAGAAGCUCUAUAUUGACGGCUAUGGUGGUACGAAAUUUUCAUUGUGGAUAGAGGAUUCUGCAUUCAUUAACAUUGUAGAGUUAAAUCUUCGAAAUUGUCAUAGAAUCACAUCUCUACCACCGCUCAGACAACUGCCCUUACUUCGGUACUUAAGGAUACAAGGAAUGGAUGAAGUAAAGACAGUGGGUGUUGAGUUUUGUGGCAAUGGAUCUCUUUUCAAGGCUUUUCCAUCAUUAGAGACUCUAUACAUAGGGAACAUGCCAGAGUGGGAGCAAUGGUCUUGGUCUAUCGGUGACCAUGAAGAGACUGCAGGAAAAUAUCCAAAUCUUCGAGAGCUUACGAUAAGCAAUUGUCCCAAGUUGAUUGGAAAAUUACCCAGGUGCCUUCUUUCUCUUGAAACACUUUGUAUAGACUGUUGUCCACGCUUAGAAGAUUUACCUGAAAUGCUUCCGGCUCUUUGUGAACUGGAUGUUGAUGAUUGUCGAGAGGUGGUUUUUAAAAGUGUGUCUGAUCUCACCUCACUCACUACCUUAAACAUUCAGGGAAUUCCAGGCCUUAUAAGUUUAGAUGACGUGCUUAUACAGGCAUUGGUAUCACUUAAACAUCUGAAGAUUGUAUGUUGUGAGGAACUGAGAUACUUGUGGAGAAACGGAACCAGUUUAAGCAAAUUGUCUUCUUUGAACAGCUUAGAAAUUUCUGGAUGCCCACAGCUAGUAUCAUUGGUGGGGGAGAAGAUGGACUUCUACCUUUCCAGUCUUGAAACUUUGCAGAUAGGAACUUGUGAUAACCUGGAGCAGCUACCACAUGAUAUGGGCGGCCUCACAUCUCUAAAGAACUUGGAGACUGAUGAUUGCAAAUCACUUGUGUCAUUGUUAAAGAGAGAGGAAGUGCUUUUACCUUGCAAUCUUGAAAAUUUGCUGAUAACGAGAUGUUGGAACCUGGAGAAGCUUCCAAAUAACCUUGGCAACCUUGCAUGUCUCAAAAAUUUUGAAAUCUAUGAUUGCCCAAAACUUGUGUCAAUUCCAGCUACAGGUUUGCCAUCUAAUCUUAAAAGUCUUAAGAUUUUUGCCUGUAAUUCUCUGGAGUACCUGCCUGAGACAUCUCAUCUUGAGAAGUUUGAAAUCUCCAAUUCUCUGGGUUACCUCACAUCUCUAAGUCCCUUUACUCCCCGCUUUCAAAACUGGGAUUCACAGAAGAGACUUGAAAUUUACAAUUGUUCGAAGCAGUUAUUAGAGUGCCUGCACGGGAAGAUUGUUCAUCUUACUUAUUUGGAAUUGAUAGACUGUCCUGCGUUGGAGUCAUUCUCUGACAGGGGAUUAUACAUCCCCACUCUUACUUCUUUUACCAUUCAGAAUUGUGAGAAUUUGAAGUUUCUGCCUAAUCAGAUGCAAAUCCUCACCUCUCUUCAGAACUUAGAGAUUAAUAACUGUGGUAUAUAUUCCUUUCCAGAAGAAGGUUUGCCCUCAAAUCUAAUCAAACUUUACAUCAAUGAUUGCAAUAAUCUGACACAACCAAUGUCAGAGUGGGGACUCCAUGCACUUACAUCUCUUAGAGAAUUUGAAAUCUAUGGUUAUUGUACAGAAGUGGUUGCUUUUCCAGAUGAUGAGGGACUGUUGCUUCCUGCUUCUCUAAUCCAUCUUUGCAUUGGAAGAUUCAAGAAUUUGAAAUCCAUAUCCAGAGGCCUUCACAAUCUAUCCUUUCUGAGAACAUUAUACAUUUCUAACUGCCCUAAACUCCGCUUCUUGCCAAAGGAAGGUUUCCCUGCCACACUUGAAGACAUAGAAAUCCGCAGCUGCCAUCUUCUGAGUAAAAGGCUAAAUCAGAAAGGAGACUGUUGGCCCCUAAUUGUCCAUAUUCCCCAUGUUGAGGUAGAUGGUGCUCGCAUCCAUGCAAUGAAAAGGGAAGAAGAAAAUCACUUGUUGCAUUUCAAUUGGCUUUGAUGAACUAUGGAUGAUUAGCAGUUACUGGCACCAAAAAAUGUGAAGCACUCGGCGUUUCUUGCUUAAGUUGCAAAAUGAAGUUCUGUGUCAAAGUUGUGGUCACCUGAUAAAGAUCGAACUCCUUUGGGGUUGAAAGGCAUACAAAUCCACACCACAACCUCAUCGAGUAGUCAUGAGAAUUGCAUAUUUGGACAUUUCCUAAGCUUCUUGUCUGGAUAAGCUGAUGUAUUUCAUCAAGUUAGGAAGGAAGAAAAGGGAAGUUGGUGAUCUUCUGUAAUCAAACAUUCAACUCUUUACAUGGCAAGUUUGACAUUUCUAAGCAAUGAAGACUGGCUUUAAUGAGGUAGAUGUAAGCAUAAAUCUCUUUUGUUCUGAAUGCUUGACCGCUAUCCUUGUGCUUGAGAAUUAUGUUCUAUGUAGUGACAUAGGCACCGUGUGGCAUUGUUUUGUCUAAACAAGUAUACUAUGAUGUCCCAGAGACAGAUUCCAAGGAAAGGAAAUGAUACUGCCAUUGAUUAGAUGGAUAAUAUUUCACUGAAUCUUAACCAAGCUUACAAGGUGACAACUAUCAUCGGAGUGCUGUCUUCUAUUUGCCCAUUUUUUAUUCUGCAAUAAGCUUUCGGUCCAAAGGUAAAUACCAUUUUCUCUACAAAAUUUAAGCUAAAUUUCGUCAUUAACUUUUUGGCAAGAGCAAGAGAAGUGACAUGAUUGGCUAGUCGGCUACACAAACACAGCAGAAAUCAAUUGUACUUUUGCCAAUCUAUUUUAAGAACUCUCAGAUGGUAUUAGGUUAGUUUGGUAUAAACUUUUUUGUAACAAAGCUCAACGUUCAUGUUUGAUAUGCAAAUACAUUUUGAUUUUCA
Messenger RNA from Manihot esculenta (cassava), 6635 nucleotides. Its product is annotated as putative disease resistance RPP13-like protein 1. NCBI's taxonomy places the organism in Eukaryota, Viridiplantae, Streptophyta, Magnoliopsida, Malpighiales, Euphorbiaceae. Gene Ontology annotation, molecular function: ADP binding. The transcript is spliced from 8 exons. Bases 1507 to 3210 code for a protein of 567 amino acids. Gene Ontology annotation, biological process: defense response to other organism. The record is from RefSeq and is a predicted model, not a curated record.